AUGGCCAACUUCGUUCCUCCCACUCCCUCCUGCCAAGGAAGUGUGCGCGAUAAUCAAUACAGUGCAAGUCGCGACUCGGCCAGCAACAGCAGCGCCGGUGUCCGCUCUCCCUCCUACCGUCGCGAUGACCUGUAUCAUAAUGGCAUUGGGAUCCGACGAGCCGACGAACAAUUGCCCAACCAUGUAUCCCACAACAUCGCCCAGGUACUACAAGCGCCGAGAUCCUCGCCUAGCCCCAGUCCCGAGCAGAUGAGUGGGUAUAUGCAAAGGCUGGAAGCUCUUGGAAGAGGGUGCACAGAAGAGGAGGUGAAGGACUUUCUCUGCGAUACCGUCUUCCCUACCGACUCUGACCCUGUCUACGGACGCCGGGGAGGGCUGGAGACAUCUAAAUCGGUCCCCAUGUUAUCUUACCUCGUCCCUGCCCUGCCGCAGGCGGCCUUUCGGGUUACGCAGCCGGAACCUGAUCUGCUGUACGGUUACUCAGGCGAUGCGAAUGAUGGUGCCUUCACACGGGCGCAGCACAUUGCCCAGGCUGGAUUGGAUCCUAGAAAUCCUCGCUCGGCCGAGGCUCAGGGGGGCACGCGGGGUGACCUUUGGGUCGCGGCAAAUCAGUGUGCCGGUGCCGGGGCGGCGUGCCUCAACGCCGCGGACAAGUUCAACACGGUGCUUGCGAAAUGCCAGGACGCGACGCGCGUUGAUGCUCUGUCGUAUGCGGUCGGAGUUGACAAUAACAUUGCACAGUUGUUUAUAUCAAGCUUCUGGCCCACCCAGCCAGACGCUGUCCAGCAAGUUACCCAGAACAAAUGA
Molecule: messenger RNA, 807 nt
Organism: Anthostomella pinea
Lineage: Eukaryota; Fungi; Ascomycota; Sordariomycetes; Xylariales; Xylariaceae
Source: the annotation of a GenBank genome assembly